AGGGAACAGAUUGCUUGCGCAUUUUGAUUUGAGCAAGUAGUGAAGAACACAUACACCUUCCAGGGGUCUCGAUAUGGCGGGAAAAUGUCCCUAUAGUCCUCGCCACAAAAAAACCCUAACCCUUCUAUCUCAGCCAGCAUAAUCUCUCUCUUUCCCUCUCUCUCUGAAACGCCCUCCUCUAGUUCAGUCUCAUCGACCUGUGAUUACCCCAGAGAAUGUCUCAUCCACGGCAUCAGUGAAUCGCAGGUACGAAGCUACACAAGUGGUUACCAACGAGUUGCAGAUUCUGCCUAAGAUAUAUUUAGUUUGGGGAUAAAAUGUCUGAUGCGUUUGAAGAUGAAGCCGAGCAAACCGUUUCGAUCCAGGAGUACCUCAAAGGCGUAGAGGAACAGGAGCUGGAAGCAGACCUGGUUUUGGGAGGAGAUGAGGGCAAGGAAUGCACUUAUAUUAAUGGUUAUAUGAAGAGGCAGGCAAUUUUUUCAUGUCUAACUUGUACCCCAGAUGGAAAUGCCGGAGUUUGCACAGCCUGCUCCUUGUCUUGCCAUGAUGGCCAUGAGAUUGUGGAGCUUUGGACCAAGAGAAACUUUAGGUGUGACUGUGGAAAUUCAAAAUUUGGGGAGUUCUUCUGCAAACUUUUCCCAAAUAAAGACAUUGAGAAUGCCGAGAACUCGUAUAAUCAUAACUUCAGAGGUUCAUACUGCACAUGCAGUAGGCCCUAUCCUGAUCCUGAUGUUGAAGAGCAAGUAGAAAUGAUACAGUGCUGUAUAUGUGAGGACUGGUUUCACGAGGAGCAUCUUGGUCUUGAAUCUUCUGAUGAGGUUCCAAGAGAUGAGGAAGGUGAACCUCUGUACGAGGAUUUCAUAUGUAGGGCCUGCUCAACCAGCUUUUCAUUUCUGGGGUCAUAUCCUCAGUCCAUCUGGGCGGCGGGCAGACAAUGUGAUGCCACCGUUGAUACUAAUAAGGAUAAGAAUGUGUUGGAAGAUACAUCGUCAGCUGGUGGAUCUGGAAAACUAAAGAAUGAUGUUGAUGCCCGUAAUAAUCCUGAAGUUGAUCAUACCAAAUCGGAUUCUGAGUUUGCAUGUGAUGGGGAUGGUAUGUCUCUUGGAGAAAAUUCUCAGAAUAAUGUGGGUUCUGAUCAAUGUGUAAAAACUAGCAGUCCUUUGACUACUUGUGUUCUUGGAGUAAACCCGGAGAACGCAUCCCCUGCUCUGGAGAAUAAACCACUGUUUCUUUCCAAAAGCUGGCGUGAUGUCCUCUGCAGAUGUGAAAAAUGCUUGGUUAUUUACACCCAGAAGCGUAUUGCUUUUCUGCUUGACAAGGAGGACUCUAUUGCAGAGUAUGAGAAAAUGGCAACACUGAAGAGGACAGAAAAGUUACAGGAACGGGAGGGUGCUGAGCUAAGUUUAUUCAACAAUCUCGGUCAUAUAGAAAAAAUGGAGAUUCUAAAUGGCAUAGCUGAUAUGAAGAAUGAGAUCCAUGGUUUCCUGGAGUCCUUCGACUCAACAAAGCCAAUCACAGCCGCUGAUGUACACCAGGUGUUUGAGAAUCUAGCAAAGAAGCGCCGCCGCCUCGACUGAGUUUCUGUUGUCGAGAAUUUGCUACAGUUGAAUGCAUGUGUAACUGUUGGGCUUCCGCGUUGACAGCGGAGACAUCCAUGUUAAAAAACAAUCACAAAACAUGCAUGACAUGGUUUUCGGCUGCUCUUUUAAGUUAGAAUAAACUUACCAAACAUCAACUGCUUUGCCUUGUAAAUUUAUUUGCUUAUGCACUUCUAAACUUAAUUGGGAUGUUUGCCAGCACUA
This is a messenger RNA of Juglans regia (Persian walnut), 1802 nucleotides long. Its product is annotated as putative E3 ubiquitin-protein ligase UBR7. The record is from RefSeq and is a predicted model, not a curated record. Bases 318 to 1577 code for a protein of 419 amino acids. The transcript is spliced from 6 exons. Gene Ontology annotation, molecular function: ubiquitin protein ligase activity; zinc ion binding. Lineage: Eukaryota; Viridiplantae; Streptophyta; Magnoliopsida; Fagales; Juglandaceae. Gene Ontology annotation, cellular component: cytoplasm.